AUGUCUUUGAGAAACUCAGCAAGUCGCAACUCCCGCCUGAACCGUUCAGGCGGUGCAGUAAGCGCCGCAAUACAAAGCGAGUUUGAAAUGGAAAUGGAAAUGGAAACAGAGCGACCAGAAGAUCCCGUCCCCUCCUCGAAAGUGGAAUCGACCUCCAGAGGGCGACGCGAAACCGCUAGUACUCCGACGUCGAGCCGCUCCAAGUCCUUGAAGCGCAGUAAAAGUAUAGCAAGAUUGAGCGAACGACGAAAAAGCAUCAGUCGGAGAGACAGUACCCAUGCAAAGGAGGACGAGGACGAGAAGCUCAUGAAAUUCGUCGAUAAACUCGCCACGGAGCGCGAGGAGCGCGAAAAGGUCGACAAGAGAGUGGAAGAACUGGAAGCCGAGCUUGCGGCGCUCAAGACUUCAAGCGCUGCGACCGAGCAUGGACUCAAGCAGUCUUUGGGAAAUACACAGACGCAACUGAGCCAGCUGCAGGAAGCUGAGAAACAAAGGGGCAAGGAGCAAGUUGCCGAAGCCACCAAGCUCGGAAAGUCUCAGCAGGAUCUAGCCGAGUCCCAGAAGAAACUGGCAGAGAUGGAGGGGAGGCACGACUUUGUACGGGGAGCCCUCGAUGCACUCAGGACUUCAAGUGCGCUUGAAUCAGUACAGAUAUCAGCGCUCAAGAAAGAUAUCGAGACAGUAAUGAAGGAAAGAGAUGUGGCGUUGCAACAAUCACGGCUUACGAUGCGCGCUCAAAAGGAGCAUACCGCCACUUCCUCAAAGCUCAAGGAUAUCCAGUCGGAGCAGAAAAUAGCCCAGGAAAGGGAGAAGGUCUUGAUAAAAGAGCGCGACGCUGCAGUCUCCAAGCAGAAAAAACUCAAAACCGACAUGAUUGAGCUCGAGAAACAACACAAAUCCGACAUGACUGAGCUCCGGGAAGCUUCCAAGCCUAUUUCGCGCAUGGUUGUGAUUUGCGUCGACUGCAGCGGAAGCCUAUCUCGUGUCAUUGGCGAGAUUCAGCAGUGCUACCGAGAUGUGGUUCUGUAUCUCAAGGCCAAGUGCAGCGAUGCCAGGGUUGCUGUCAUCAUGCACGGAAGCUCCCGCCAGACCGUUCACCGCCCUCAUGUCAUUUCGCAGAGGACAUUGACCUUUCUGCGGGACACGGGCAACGCUGGUAGCGAAGACUAUGCCUACUGUCUUGGCGAGGCUCACAAGAUCUUGGCGCGCGAGGUAGCUGACAGAAAGGUCGUGGUCAUGAUUGGCGAUGGUGACGCACAAUACAAGUCUGAAUGGGAUCUCAAAAGCGCCGUCCAAUACCUUUCUGCCAAUCAAAUCCCCGCCCACUCUAUUGUCAUUCCCAACGGAAAGCCUUGGUACAGCACUGGGGGAAACACCACUAUGGGGUUAAUUUCAAAGGAUACUAGCGGUCGCACUGAGAGUAAGGAUACCUACUUUUCGGUCCUGGACGAGUUUGUCGGUGGCAAGUGA
Molecule: messenger RNA, 1470 nt
Organism: Pestalotiopsis fici W106-1
Lineage: Eukaryota; Fungi; Ascomycota; Sordariomycetes; Amphisphaeriales; Sporocadaceae
Exons: 1
Coding region: 1-1470 (489 amino acids)
Source: RefSeq, a predicted model, not a curated record